Messenger RNA from Lentinula edodes (shiitake mushroom), 486 nucleotides. RefSeq lists its product as uncharacterized. NCBI's taxonomy places the organism in Eukaryota, Fungi, Basidiomycota, Agaricomycetes, Agaricales, Omphalotaceae. The transcript has a single exon. The record is from RefSeq and is a predicted model, not a curated record. The coding region runs from base 1 to 486 and encodes 161 amino acids.
AUGGAACAGAAUGUUCUGGAUGGCUUAAAUGAUCCCGCGACGCGUCAGGAAUUCUGUGUUAUUACAUUGUAUUGGUUGGCUAUUAGUGUCCCAUACAUGCGAGAAAUCCGAGGUCCACAAGCGAAGGCGAACAAUGUUCUGGAGCUUGGUGACCUCCAUUGUCGCGUUAUCAAACAUAUUGACGUGUUAAUAAAGGAGCCAGAGCAUCUGCUUGGCCCAGACGCGUCAGAAACUCAUGGAUCUUUGGAUGGACAUGGCUGGGAGCGGCCGGACGCGUUCUAUGCAGUGCAAAGACAUGCAUCACAGCAGCUCCCACAGAUUCAAAGCCUUUUGAUACACUUCCUCAAAAAAGCCAAGGAGUCCUGGCUCCGGUUCAUGUCAGAAUUUGAGGGGGGUGGUGCGCUUUCACGAGCCACACCUGAGCAAAUUGAGCGCGCCUGGAUGGAGAAAACUAAUGAUCUGAAUGAAGGUGCUUUUGGAACCUAA